AUGAGCUGCUACAAGCUUCCCGAGAGUUGUUGCCAUGAGAUUGAAGCCUUGUUAGCAAAAUUAUGGCGGGGUGUGAAGGAAGGGGAGAGGAAAUUGCAUUGGCUGAAGUGGGAUAAAAUGGUGUCUUCUGGGAAAGCAUUUUUAGCGUAUGUUGGUGGGGGGAACUCUCUUUUGGGAAAAGUCUCUAAAAGCCGAUAUUUCCCUAGAUGCUCGAUUCUUGAUUCCAAGGCGGGAUUCUCUCCAAGCUAUGCGUGUAGGAGCAUCCUUAGCGCCAAAGAUAUUAUCCAACAAGGCCACAGAUGGAGAAUCAGGGAUGGAUCCAAGGUGAGGGUUUGGAAAGAUAAUUGGUUAGCUGACAAUUCAGGUCUUAGUAUAAAAAUCCUUGUUAGAUCUAUUGGGGAGGAAGCUAUGGUUAAGGAGCUUAUUGAUCAGGAUCUUCAAAGAUGA
Vicia faba (fava bean) is the source of this 447-nucleotide messenger RNA. The record is from the annotation of a GenBank genome assembly. Lineage: Eukaryota; Viridiplantae; Streptophyta; Magnoliopsida; Fabales; Fabaceae.